Penicillium verrucosum is the source of this 1161-nucleotide messenger RNA. Its product is annotated as tyrosine--tRNA ligase TYS1. Gene Ontology annotation, biological process: tyrosyl-tRNA aminoacylation. NCBI's taxonomy places the organism in Eukaryota, Fungi, Ascomycota, Eurotiomycetes, Eurotiales, Aspergillaceae. The transcript is spliced from 9 exons. Gene Ontology annotation, molecular function: ATP binding; tyrosine-tRNA ligase activity. Bases 1 to 1161 code for a protein of 386 amino acids. The record is from RefSeq and is a predicted model, not a curated record.
AUGGAUUCCGCGACGCAAGCAAGAUUCGAUCUUAUCAAUUCGAACCUCGCCGAAUUCCUCAACCCUGAGAUCAUCGAGGACAUAUUGAAGAGUGGACGCAAUCCCAAGGUGUACUGGGGCACUGCUACGACCGGACGCCCUCACAUUGGCUACUUCGUGCCAGCGCUGAAGAUUGCGCAGCUGCUACUCGCAGGCUGCGAUGUCACUAUUCUGCUUGCGGAUGUCCACGCAUUCCUUGAUAAUUUGAAGGCGCCACUCGAGCUAGUGGAACAACGUUCAAUUUACUACCGAAACACUAUCACCGCUAUCCUUCAGGCCGUCGGGGUUCCUACUGAAAAGCUCGAAUUUGUUCUUGGUAGUUCUUACCAGAAGAGUUCUGAGUAUGUGCUUGAUGUGUACAAAUUGUCUUCUUUGGUCUCUGAAGGUCAAGCCAAGAAGGCGGGUAGUGAGAUUGUCAAGCAGACUGGCAAUGCUCCGUUGAGUGGGCUGCUGUACCCGAUUCUCCAGGUUCUCGAUGAGCAACAUUUGAACUGUGAUGCUCAGCUCGGAGGCAUCGAUCAACGGAAGUUGUUCGCCGCGGCAACGGAGUGGCUCCCCAAAAUUGGAUACCGCGUUCGCGCCCACCUUCUAAAUCCUAUGAUGGCCUCAUUAUCCUCCGGCAAAAUGAGCUCCAGUGAUAGCCCAGAUAGUAAAAUCGACCUUCUCGACCCUGCCGAGAGCAUCGCAAAGAAAAUCCGAAAGGCAGAGUGUUUCCCUAAGAUCGUCGAAGACAACGGCGUGAUUUCAUUGGUUGAGCACAUUCUAUUUCCCGCAGCUGUCCUUAAGGGCCACGGAGAAUUCCGCGUCGAGCGUAAGGACGCCGAGCCUCUGGUCUUCUCCGAUAUCAAGCAACUACACGAUGCUUACAAAGCUGAUAUUUUGACACCACAGCUGCUUAAGCCUGCUGUCUCGGCCGCCAUGGUCGCCCUUAUGGCCCCUAUCCACGCAGCCUACACGGCCUCGGCUGAAUGGCAGGAGGUUACAUCGAAGGCUUACCCGCCUCCGGUUGUGCAGAAGAAGGUCAAGAAGGUCAAGGAUCGCGGCUCCCGCUUCCCUGGCGCCAAGCAAGAAGAGGCCGCGCAGCCUUCCGAGCAAGAGGCCGCUCAACCUUCAGAGCAAUAG